AUGGCAUAUUUGCAGGAUUCCACUUACGGAAAAAAUAACGUGAAAUUUUUAAAGGUGAAGAGAGAUCCAGCCAAUCCUCAGAUCCAUCAAGUUAUGGAGGCCACUGUUAGAGUUCUUUUCACGGGUGGUUUUGAUGUCUCUUUCACAAAGGCUGACAAUUCCGUCAUUAUUCCUACCGAUACCAUUAAAAACACCAUCUUAGUUGAAGCCAAGCAGACUGAAGUGUUCCCAAUCGAAAGAUUUGCUGCUCAUUUAGUCAAGCACUUUAUUGGGAAAUACGGCUGGAUCGAAACUGUUACUGUCCACAUCGAACAGGUCAAAUGGAGUAAAUAUGAAGUCAAUGGUCAACUUCAACCUCACUCUUUCGUUAAGAAUGGAGAUGAGGUGAGAGUUUGUGACCUUUUUGCAAAAAGAGACGGCUCCUUCCUUCUAAGCGGUGGUGUAAAGGGUCUUACGGUUUUAAAAUCGUCUGGCUCUAUGUUCCACGGCUACAAUGUUUGUGACUACACCACUUUGAAACCUGCUUGGGAGAGAAUUUUAUCCACCGAUGUUGACUUGAAGUAUAAGUACGAUAGCAGUAAGAUCGGGUCCAUUGAUCAGAUCUUGAAGCUCGCCGAUACCGGUCUGUUCGACAAGACUUUUGAGUCUUCCCUGAAGAUCACUUUAGACAGAUUUGCCUUAGAGAACUCUGCUUCGGUUCAGGCUACCAUGUUCAACAUGGCAUCGGAUAUCUUGGAGACUAACUCUUACGUUUACAAUGCAUCGUAUACCUUACCAAAUAAGCACUACAUUCUGUUCGACCUCUCUUGGAAGGGAUUGAAGAAUGAAAACGAAUUAUUCUAUCCAUCUCCCCAUCCAAACGGUUUGAUUAAGUGUACUGUUGGUAGAGAACCUGUUGCCAAAUUGUAG
Molecule: messenger RNA, 909 nt
Organism: Brettanomyces nanus
Lineage: Eukaryota; Fungi; Ascomycota; Pichiomycetes; Pichiales; Pichiaceae
Exons: 1
Coding region: 1-909 (302 amino acids)
Biological process (GO): urate catabolic process; purine nucleobase catabolic process
Cellular component (GO): peroxisome
Molecular function (GO): urate oxidase activity
Source: RefSeq, a predicted model, not a curated record